AUCGGUGAUCGGUCCGUGCGCCGCCCGCAGCCCGCAGCCCGGUCAGCCACCGCCGCACGCGCCCACAGCACGUCCCGAGCCGACCGCUGGUUUUACUCGAGCGCGCGGGGUUUUAUCCUGAGGACUUGAGUCCACAGAGCCGAGGAGCGCCACCGCAACAGCUGCUGCACUUGCUUUUUGUUUGGGGUUUGUUUUUGUCCUGUUUUCGGUUGACAGGAUCCCCGGCUCCCGAUGCAAGGAGGCGUGAUGGAGAAAAUGUCCCGUCAUCCCGUCCCGCUGAAUCCAAGUUUCCUGCCCCCGGCGACGCACGGAGUCCUCAAGUCUCUCCUGGAGAACCCGAUGAAGCUGCCGCUGCAUCAUGAAGCUUUCAGCAAGGAGCAGGAGAAGGAGAAGAACCUGGAGGAGGAGCACAGCACCCCCCAGUCAGCCUUCCUGGGCCCCACACUGUGGGACAAGACCCUGCCCUACGACGGAGACACCUUCCAGCUGGAGUACAUGGACCUGGAAGAGUUCCUGUCUGAGAACGGCAUCCCCUCCAGUCCCUCCCGCCACCACCACGACCAGCACCAACCACACGGUCAGCCACGUCAGCCACCAAUCAUGCCACCGGCCCCACCCACGCCGGCGCCCUCAGUGAUGGACCUCAGCAACCACGCCUCCACCUCCGUAAACACAAGCGUCAUCUCCCCAAACUGCCUGCACAGCAGCCCGGCAAGAGCAGGCCUCCCAAACUCCAGAAACACUCCCAGCCCCAUCGACCCAGACUCCAUCCAGGUUCCUGUUGGGUACGAGCCCGAUCCAGCAGACCUGGCUCUGUCCAGCGUGCCGGGCCAGGAGAUCUUCGACCCACGCAAGCGCAAGUUCUCUGCCGAGGAGCUGAAACCGCAGCCGAUGAUCAAGAAAGCUCGCAAGGUCUUCAUCCCGGACGACCUGAAGCAGGAUGACAAAUACUGGGCCAGGCGCAGGAAGAACAACUUGGCAGCCAAGCGGUCCCGUGACGCGAGGCGGCUCAAAGAGAACCAGAUCGCCAUCCGAGCCGGCUUCCUGGAGAAGGAGAACUCGGCUCUGAGGCAGGAGGUGGCCGACCUGAGGAAAGAGCUCGGACGCACCAAGAACAUCCUGGCCAAGUACGAGGCGCAGCACGGGCCGCUGUGAGGACACACACAAACACACGCAAAAGUAUAUAUACAUGUAUACACAAACACACACGCUGAGAAUGAUGACCCCGCCUUCUCCUGGUCCACCAGUGACCCCCCCCUUUCAAGUACCCUCCACAAACACAGUCCCGAUGACUCGACUCAUGGCAGGUAAAGGCCUCAGAUCCAGAAAAUGACUUCGAAUGAAACUUCGACCUUUCAUCCCCGGUGUCCUGACUCGGAGCAGUCCACCAACGAGAUCAUUAAAUACUCAAGCCACUGAUAUAACCACGGAGAGAAAUCAUCUCACUUGACAGGAACAUUUCUCCUGAUAGUUUUUCACUGCUGCUGAAAAAUACAUGAUCACAAACCUUAAAGGAUCAGUCUUGCAAUGUCCUUCGUUUUCCUCACUGUCAACAAAUCAGCUGAAAAGGCCAAAACCGACCACAGUGUGUCGGUCCGUCUCUCGCCACCGUCUGACUCUGUCUGUGGCUCUCAGCUCCGAGCUCAUUGGUUCCUGCUGAAGACGUAAAUCUUCAAAAAAAGCACCUCAAAAAUACACUUUCAUUUUUUUUAACAGACGUAGUUUUUAACAAACGUUGCUCAAUGGAAAUGGUGCGUUUGUCGGGGACUGUUUUCAGCAGCGGAUGAAUCCACAUCUGGUGCUGCAGCGAGUACUUCUGGCGGCAGGACGAUGUGUGUGUGUGUGUGCGGGACUGAGUCCGAAUAAACCAGUGUGUGCGCUCAUGUUGAUGAAGGAACGUGUGACCCAGAGCAUCACUGAGUCAGAUACAUCAGGCUGUAGACACACAGAUGGUACCGGUUAGCAGCGGUCGCCUGCUGCUCGUCCAACCCAUCACUCAAAGUCAUUGAAUACACACAUGCACACGGGUCGACUCUUUGGCCUUGUGAACUCUCGUCGUGGACUCUUCAGCUCGCCACACUGACCUGCCCCCCUCCCCCCAUCGAGGCACCCGACGUCCGACCCUCCUUUCCCAGUGUAUGGUGACGGCACUUUAACACUACCGAUGCCUCGCUCUCUGCCGACCCCUCACAGACUCCGCCCCUGCAGGUGUGUCCCCACGAUGCACCUCUUCACACGCAUACCUGCGUUCGCUCCGCUCCGCUCCUGACGACUCUGUACAUGAAUGUGUGCCGCCUCCUGCCCGUCUCCCAUUGUUUGUUUUUUUGCCUUUUUGGGGCCCUGAGCUUUAUCUUUGUGGAUAUUUAUGAAUAUAAAAACCACAAAGACACGUAGGAUAUCGUAACUCUAAGAUGCACUCACUGAUUUUCAUAUAGUGCCCUAAAAUGCCAAGAAAAUGUUUCAUUUUUUUAUGACCCCCGAAAUGUAUUUGUUGUAAUCCUCCGAUUUGCUGUAACAACAUCAGGGAGCGCAUCUUUAAAUCCUCAGAUCAGGACGCAAAGAGCAAAGCGAGGAAACGGAAGAGAGUCGGCGUUUUCGGUUCGUUCUCAGCGGCCUCGUAAUCUGCCGAGGCCGGAGGGCUGCGAUCGGUUCACGCGCACCGGCUGCGGGUUUGAUGACCUGAUGCUCGCUCUGCUGCCUGAAGACGAUGCCGCAACCCGACGGCAACGCAUUUAGGUUUCAGGGUCUGAGGUGGGCUCAGACCGCAGCUCCCGUGCCUGUGAACUGAGCGUUUGUUGAUUAAUGUGACAUUGUCCCUUCGGUGUUUGUUUGCUGAAUGAACACCUUCCGCUUCUGCCAGUUUAUCCGUCGAAUGUUUGUCUCCCAGCGCGUGAGAUGAGCCGCAUCUGUCUCUUUGAAUUUUGCCACCGUGCGCGUCAAAAUCCCGACCUCGCCGCGACGCUCAGUCUGCUGCCGGUUCAGACGCAGAACCAGACACUAGAAAUUCCCACCGCUGCUGCUCGAUGCCUGGGAGAAGUGUCUCCUACCCUGGCGGCUGGAACUUAGUUAUUUCACAGAUUCGCUUUUCCUAUUACACAUUGUUUUCACUGCGUAACAGUGACUUGCUGCUCACUUGUUUGAGUCAGUUUGAAAAUCUAUUCAAGUCCAUGAAGAGUCCAGUUAUUGAAACCCGGUAUUUCGACUACGUCCAGUUGAUCGGGACUCAUUAGACUAAAUUUGGACGAGCUGGUACUUUUGAUAUUAUUAUCUCGUGUGAGCAGGACAACAUUCUGUAUGUUUGCCUGAUAUUUCAUGAAAACAAGAUCAUAAUAUCGAAGGUACAAGAACUUGUCUGUGCAAAAUAUGUCGUGUGAGUGAGAUCUCGUGCGGACGAGUCAGUAAUUUGUUCAUUCAAAACAUCUUGAGCAAACAAAGCAACACGUUGCCUGCGUUUACGAGGCAGUGACCCGCGUGGACUUGAGAUCCUCAGUGAACUGUAAUUAGCACAUGAACUCUUUAGGAAACACGGUGGAAUGGACUCUUUCGCUCUACGUUUAGCUUCGGGAGUCGUCCCGCGCGCUCGGGCCCCACUGCACGGGUCCAUUUCCUGGAUCAGGGAGACCAAAUACUGGCACGGUGAAUGUAGACCGAGGGAUCUGUACGGCCAUGACGGCCUGACACGUCAUACGAUGUUCAUGUUGUCAGACGACCUGUCAGUGUCGUAUGGCCGCGUUGCGACGGUGCGUGACAGGAGCUGAUUCCGAUCUCUCUUGCUUUUGCCAGUUUUCAGUUGGGACUCGACGGUAAAAGCUGAUUAGCAGUCGACGGCGACUCAGUGAAGGAAAAACCCGGAUUGUCGAAAAAGAAAAAAGGGAUUUUCCUUGAACAUUUCAUUACACGCUGUUGCUGAUCAUCAGUUUGGUUUCCUCAAAUCGGUCGAGAGAAAACAAUCGGUCUUCUCUUUGUUUUGAAUGUUUUAAGAAAGGGUUUUCUAAGCUCAGAGGUUGGUACAAUAUUUGUCAAUCAUUCAGAAGGAGUUGAAAUAUUCACCCGUCUUUGAAUAUUUUUCUCCCUUUUGUUUCAUUCGCUUAAGAAACCAAACUUGUUCCCUUCAGUGCAAUCGAUGGCUCCGCGUGAGCUUUUAUUCUUAUUUCCCUUCUCUCGGUGGUUUUUCUCCAAAGUGUAGCUCAGCGACGAGUACGCCCCCCGGUGGCCGAGUGAGACAUGAAUGUAUAUUUGAAACAGUGCGUUGGGUGAGUGGUGUUGUCUUUUACUGUGGAACCACUUCAGCACUCUUUACUACAGACCAAAAGAAUACAGUAUACAAAGGAUAUAUUGAUAUAUUAAAGGUUUUAAUGUUUAUACAGAGCUAUUCUUGUUUUUUGUACAGUCUGUUUUCCUACAUAGAUAUUUCCUGUGUAUUUUGGAAAGGGUUACGCGAAUAUAAGCAGCGUAUUACACGUAUGAAUAGAAAUAUAUUCGGAGAUGCUACCCAACCAGCCUGGGCGAUGCAUGGGCAUUAUGGAAAUCCUGCGAGGUUCGUCGCGUCCGAUCCUUUCCUCCCUCCGUAGUUGAAAUACCUCAACCCCCCCCCUGCCCCCGCCUCUCUGGACCCCCAGCGCACCCCUGCAGGUGCCACAUCGGCCCAUUCAGUUCUUGGGCAGCUUUUGCACCAGGUGAUCCGCUCCUCCACCUUAACGUUUCAGCGAGGACACAGUCACCUCCGUCUACGUAUAGAUGCUCAUGUAUGUAUAGUUUCAGGGCUGCGUUUAGCCCAGAGGAAUGUAUUCACCCAACCUGAAGCACUUGUUUUUCUUGCUCCUGUUCAGUUGUGAU
This is a messenger RNA of Xiphias gladius (swordfish), 4836 nucleotides long. RefSeq names its product hepatic leukemia factor-like. Gene Ontology annotation, molecular function: RNA polymerase II cis-regulatory region sequence-specific DNA binding; DNA-binding transcription factor activity, RNA polymerase II-specific. NCBI's taxonomy places the organism in Eukaryota, Metazoa, Chordata, Actinopteri, Istiophoriformes, Xiphiidae. The transcript is spliced from 4 exons. Bases 232 to 1155 code for a protein of 307 amino acids. Gene Ontology annotation, biological process: regulation of transcription by RNA polymerase II. Gene Ontology annotation, cellular component: nucleus. The record is from RefSeq and is a predicted model, not a curated record.